Molecule: messenger RNA, 1566 nt
Organism: Phytophthora nicotianae INRA-310
Lineage: Eukaryota; Oomycota; Peronosporomycetes; Peronosporales; Peronosporaceae
Exons: 2
Coding region: 1-1566 (521 amino acids)
Biological process (GO): proteolysis
Molecular function (GO): cysteine-type peptidase activity
Source: RefSeq, a predicted model, not a curated record
AUGGAUACAGUGAAAUUAAUGGAGGAGCUGGAAGACUACAUGCCCGUCACGGAUGGUUGCACCGAUAGCGGAGGUACAUCUGAGCUCGACGAGAAAAUUUCAACUUCGGAGCCUGGUGAAGCUAUAUCACAUACACCUAAACCACCAAGCCGCGCAGUGGAUAUCAUAAACCUCCCGCAACCAAAACGCCGCGGCAAUUCCAGGGUGACGACGAAACAGCUUCGACAAACUACUUUAACUUCUGGACAACCCCGUUUAGCUGUUCACAAGUAUCCGAGUGGAUUGACAGUGACACUAGAUCAUUUCGUUCGCUGGGCAAGGAACACGCCAAAUUUGAAAUUCGUCAUGGAGACGCUAGCCAAGUACCCAGUCCAGCUUGAAGACCCAUACCUGAGAGUACGUACCAUUGAGUGUCGGUGGGAAGCCAAGCGGUCAACGGAUUAUAUGCACGCGUUCGCAAUUCCAGUAGAUCUCAGUCGGUCUCUCCAAGCAGCAGUCACGACAGCAUGGAAAGACCAGAACGCGCCUGAUCCACUGACCGAUACCGUGAAGAAACAUGGGGUCAGGCUCGAUAUUGUAGCUACUAUCGAUCCAAAACUCUGGAAGUUUAGCAGUCGGUUCGUCGGAGCUUUAACUACAUUCCACGCCAUCAAAGCAAAGUGCCAAGUGUGGGUCGAAGACCGAAAAUGGUUGGAGCAAGAUUGGAAAAAAAUCCCCUCGGAAGUGAGCCUGUUAUCAAAAGAGACAAAGACGCAAGGCUUGUCAAUCAUUGCUAUCUGCAAUAGACAUCAAGAUCUGGCCAACGAAGUGAUUGGAAAGUUUGCGUCAAGUCGAUUGCUUACGGAAAUUCGGACGCUAACUGGAACUGGAUCGACCACUUUCGAAAAUAUCCUGGGUGGCCUAUGUCGGGGAUGGCUGAACGACACUCAUAUAGACUUCUGCCUGCGAGCAAUUGGAGGUGCUGUAGGCGGUUGCUACGUGAUCUCGUCGCUGAUGUGGGAUUUUGGGUGGCCAUCUACACCUAAAAUACCUAUUGGACAAGUCAACUUUGUCCUCCACGCAGUGCACCUGGACGACAACCAUUGGGGUGUUGUUAUUAUCCACUUGCAAACGACUAAUACGAGUGUACGAGUACAUGUACACAUGUACGAGCCUCUAAUUAGUGAAUGUUACCACAAGAGCAUGGAGAAGGUAUGGGAGGGCAUACCUAAAGAUGAUCAUGACUCUGCAACCGAAGGAAAAGAAGGCCUUCGCGGAUACCUCGACAGGUGGCUCACCGUUUCGAAGCCGAAUUCGGAGAUUGUGAUUGAAAACGUUGAGUGGGUAUUAUCGCCGCGGCAGCCUGAUGGGUCUAGUUGUGGUGUGUUAGUUGUAGCGCAGUGCUACAACUACGUUACCGGUAACAUUACAGAGCAGACCUACGACGUCUCCAAGAACGAUGUCAAAGUAAUGCGCCUUCGCAUUUUGUGGACAAUCCUGCAUAUGUCCAAGGAGAUACCUAUCUCCGACACUGACGCUGCAACUACGACUGAAACUCUACAAAAGCUACAAAAAGAACUCGGGUAA